Molecule: messenger RNA, 1592 nt
Organism: Zerene cesonia (dogface butterfly)
Lineage: Eukaryota; Metazoa; Arthropoda; Insecta; Lepidoptera; Pieridae
Product: putative glucosylceramidase 3
Exons: 10
Coding region: 303-1505 (400 amino acids)
Biological process (GO): glucosylceramide catabolic process
Molecular function (GO): glucosylceramidase activity
Source: RefSeq, a predicted model, not a curated record
GACUUCGCACGCAUGUCAAGGGCAAUUGGCAAUGAAAAUGUUUCACCGCGGUAAAAAGUAGCCUUAGAUUCUCUUUGUCCACGCAGGCAAAACUGUGAGCAACAACUAGUUAUAUAUAUCGAGGUGUUAAUUUUGUUAUUAUAUUUCAGAGCGGCCUACGAUUCAAUAAGAGCGAGGGAAAUUUAGAAGGAAGUCAAACAUGCAUUACUUGCAGUAACACAUUAGAGUUACUACCGGAUACGGUCCAUCAAGAAAUUCAAGGGUUUGGGGGAGCAGUGACCGACUCUGCCGGCAUCAACUGGAUGAGUCUAGAGUCAACUAUACGUGACUAUUUGAUAAAGUCAUAUUAUAGUAACCAGGGGCUGGAAUACAACUUUGUGAGACUUCCAAUUGGUGGAUGUGAUUUCUCCACGCAUGCGUACGCGUACAAUGAGCUGCCUGAAGACGAUAUUAGUCUAUCCAAUUACACUUUGUCACCAGAGGACUAUAACUAUAAGAUUCCCAUGCUGAAAGCCAUAAACGGGACAAGUAGUGUUCCCGUGAACAUCCUUGCAACAACCUGGUCCCCUCCACCCUGGAUGAAAACCAACAACGCGUAUACGGGAAUCAGUAGAUUGAAAACCGAAUACUACCAGACUUAUGCUGAUUAUCAUAUAAAAUUCUUUGAAGAAUACGCAGCGGAGAACAUCACAAUAUGGGGUAUAACAACGACUAAUGAGCCGGUCAACGGAGUUUUAGGGGUCAUACCGUUCAACUGCCUAGGAUGGACGGCGUAUGAAUUGGGUAGCUGGAUCGUCAAGUACUUAGGACCAACGGUGCGCAACUCUACUUUCAAGGAUAUAAAAAUCCUGACCGGCGAUGACCAGCGUUACUCAGUUCCUUACUACUUUAAUGUGUUAGUAGCCGAAUAUCCAGAAGCUCUGGACUACAUAGAUGGCGUUGGAGUGCAUUACUACGCGAAUGCCAUAGUGCCAGCGGAAAUUCUGGAUCUUUCUAUAGACCAGUAUCCAGAGAAGUUCUUAAUGGCCACGGAAGCUUGUGCAGGAUUUUUACCGACGGACACAAAGGUUCUUCUUGGGUCAUGGGAUAGAGCGAACUCUUACAUAUCAACCAUACUGCAGGAUAUGAACCACGAAGUGAGCGGGUGGAUCGAUUGGAAUUUAUGCUUAGAUACAACAGGAGGCCCGAAUUGGGCAUCUAAUUUUGUUGACUCCGCCGUCAUUGUGAAUGCAACUGCCCAAGAAUUUUAUAAGCAGCCAAUGUAUUACGCUCUCGGACAUAUCUCCAAGUUUGUUCCCAAAGGUUCUGUGAGAAUCGAAGUAAACGAAACAACGAAGCUCUUACAAACUUCCGUACCUAAUGCAGCAUUUUUGACGCCCAGAAACACAACAGUAUUAAUCCUCGUUAAUACUGAAGGAGAGAAGAAGAUAAAAGUGAAGCGUUCGGACGACUAUAUGAUAUUGGACCUAAUGGAAAAUUCUAUAGUUACCAUUGAAUUUAAAUAAUAAUUUUGAAAAAUGUUGUAACGAAUUUUCUAACGAACCCCAAUUAGUUGCUUUUAUGAUAUAUUUAUGUAUUAAGUACCAAGUAAC